Messenger RNA from Hyalella azteca, 3832 nucleotides. RefSeq names its product major facilitator superfamily domain-containing protein 8. Gene Ontology annotation, molecular function: transmembrane transporter activity. The coding region runs from base 49 to 2154 and encodes 701 amino acids. Gene Ontology annotation, biological process: transmembrane transport. NCBI's taxonomy places the organism in Eukaryota, Metazoa, Arthropoda, Malacostraca, Amphipoda, Hyalellidae. The transcript is spliced from 7 exons. The record is from RefSeq and is a predicted model, not a curated record. Gene Ontology annotation, cellular component: lysosomal membrane.
ACAUGUCAGUAUAUUUAAUAAUUAGUAUUUAUAUUAUGAUAAUAAGUCAUGCGAGGGCAGAAUUACGUCCAGCCACUUGAUAUCAAUGGCAGCCCACCACUCAGUCCUGCCAUAAAUGCAGCUGAGGAUUUUGCUGCUGAAAAUGGACCUGAAGUUCCUGAUGUUGACAUUGUUGCACCUGCUGAUAAUGAUGAACUCCUGUCUGACAGGACUGGAAUGUCUCUCAGCAACGGAGAUUCAGUGAACAAACUCAGACCAGUUGAAGAUGGCACUUUUGCCAGUAAAGAGUCGGCAUCUGACUUGAAUGAGACGGCUGCUCAUCCCAUGUUACCAGCCAUGGACAAGGUUCUCCCCAUGACAAUAUCUGAAGCCCUUGAAACAAUUGAGGAGAAGAAGUUGAGGAAGCAAUCACACCUCAUUGUAUAUUUUACAGCCUUCAUCAUGUCCAUUGGAUUUUCUAUAGUGAUGACAUCAGUCUGGCCGUACCUGAAGCAGCUUGACAACUCGGCAAGCAAGGUGUUCUAUGGCUUGGUGAUAGCUGUCAACCCCCUGGGGCAGCUACUCACUGCUCCACUCCUCGGAUGGUGGGGUAACCGAGCUGGCUCCAAUAGACCAGCUUUUCUUGCAUCUGUAUUCUUCUACGUGCUUGGCAACGUGAUGUACGGAAUGCUGCGCCUCAUGCAUGGACCUCUCGCUGCAUACUCCCUCAUGGUGUCACGCUUCGUUGUCGGCAUGGGGUCGGCAAACAUAGCCGUGUGUCGGUCUUACUUGUCGGCUUCCACAACCCUGGCAGAACGCAGCUCUGCUAUGGGCUUCGUUUCUGCUGCCCAAUCUAUCGGUCUUAUCAUUGGCCCUGCCAUCCAGACGGCCCUGGCGGUAGCCAUCCCUGUAGCCGCGCCUGCCCACAAUGCGACCUCGUCAGACGUGGCGCCCGCACUGCCGCUGUGGGACCUCUACACCGCAGCGGGCUGGAUUGCCGCGCUGCUCGGCCUCAUCAACUUCGUGCUUUUUAUGCCGUGCAUAUACAAGGAGAUGAACAUCGCCGCGCGUGAAGCCCAGAUGAUGAAGGACCGGCUUCAGAAUUCCGCCCUGGACUACCCAAAGCCUGACUUGUGGGCGGUAUUCGUGGUGCUCCUCAACUUCUUCUUCGUGUUGUUCCUGUACGUCCUGCUCGAGACAAUUGUCGUGCCAAUGAGUAAAGACUUGUAUGGAUGGUCUUCAGAAUUUGCCAUAAAGGUGGUUGGUAUAGGUCUGAGCAUCGUCGGAAUAGUUGCCUUCUUUAUGUUCUUUGUGACGACCAUCUUGUGCAAGUACUUUGAUGAGAGGAAGAUCUAUAUUGGCGUUGGUCUCGUGCCUCUCGUGCUCGCUAUGAUCAUCCACUUCCCCAUGGGGAGCAAUUACCCUCUCAUGCAGAACUGCACCGCCCUCAACCAAUCUAACAUCGCAGUCGAUUUAUUGGACUCAUCGCCCAGCCCUCUGGACUCCCUGGCUACUACCGAGACGCUCCUACGGAACCGCAGGUACAUCGACGGCAGCAGAUUUUCUGUUGAAACCGGCAAUGGAAAAAUUAGUUUCCUCACUGCGGUACCUGACGAACGAUUUAUUCACAACACGAGUAAAGUACGCAGUGUAAUUACUCAUGACAGUAAUAGUAGCGCCAAGAAAAAUACCAACAAGAAGGGUUUUAUUUUCUCUUACCUGAAGACGUACGGGUACACGGUGAGUCGUGUUCGACGUGCCGCUCUGAUCGACGACGAGGACGGUUGUGACGCCGUUGGCUGCCCCGUAAGCCAGCAGUGGUGCCUCUACACUCCCAUUGUGGAGAUCCCGCAGUUGGUCAUUGCGAAUGUGAUUGGGGUGAUCGGCUACCCCGCCGCCUUCUCGCUCUCUAGUUCCAUCUUCUCCAAAAUGAUCGGCCCUAAAAGCCAGGGCAUCUGGAUGGGACUGAUGACAAGCACUGGCAGCUUGUCGAGAAUGACUGGCCCCAUCUUCGUCACCUGGAUUUAUUCCAGCCACGGCACGCGCUGGACGUUCGGUGUUCUGGCCGUGGUUCUCGCCGGCACUGUGGUCUUAUCGCUCAUUUUCUAUAAGCGCUUGGUUCCCAUGGACAUCAACAAGAACCUGCCGAUUGCCUCUGUUAACACCGUGUCUUGAUGGAAAAUUCGUCCUAAAACUUUGUAUAAUGUUCAGUUUUUGAUGUACUUAGUAUUCGAGCUGCAAGCUGUGGUUGUUCUGUACAUUGUUUCUCGGAUUUCUGUUUUCUGUUCUUUCCGCUUCUUGUUGGUACUGUUGAACAAUGGACCGCCCUGGCUGAACAACUAAUAAGGCAGAUCUGAUGGCAUCUUAUACAGUGCCGCAAGUCUGGCCAAGUGUCAUCAGAUUAAUUUGAAAUUUUUUUUGCAAAUUUUAUAAUCAGAGUAUUCCCGUCCAAAUAACCAAUAAACGAAAUUACUUUCCAGCGUACGGCUCUUCAGUCCCAUGGAUAAUGAAAAAUUCAAUUGCCUGCUUGUCAGGUUGAUGAUUUUGUUCUGACUCCAGUGACUUGUUCAGCAAAAAUUUAUUUGUUUAUAGAAUAACUUGUUAGAGUUUCCCCUCAGUUGUCGAAGUGUUUCCUGACGCUGCGAUCACUGAGUUGUUGGUCUCGCGUCAUUGUCGCAAUCACACGACGGUUGUGAGCUAUUUACCUACGCACUACUCGUCUGUCAUGUGACGUCACAAACUAAUAAGGACCCUUCAGUCGCGCAUAAUUUUCAUAAAAGAAUACUUCUUUCUUUUUGAGGAUCUCAAGAAAUUAUAAUUCAUGGUUUCUUGUUGCAAAAUCAUCGAAAUUGAACUUCAUGCAGCGAAAGUGCUUCCUCCAUAUUUUUCUAGCGCUAUAGCGUUGUUUAUCUUCUCCAUAAUUUAACCUUCAUGAAGCAUUUGAAUAAAUUGUUAAUAUUCAUUAUGUACACUGAAUAAAGUGUGGAUGUAGUUUUCAGCUAAACUGCAGGACUAAGCAAUGCCCGCGUUUUAUAAUGAAGCUCUCUGCAGACUGCCAGCUACACCUCUUCCUACACCUUUCUAAGAAUAUGAUAAAAAUGUCUAUUUUUGAUAAAUAAAUUCCAUGAAUAAACAACCCUUCUAAUCAUAAAUUGACUCACUAGAUGAAUAUAUGUGAUAAACGUUAUUCUAGGAUUGACUUCGAUUAUAGGUCUAAUUUUCUUAUACUAUCAUUCAUUACGAAGAUAAAUUUAUUGGUGAUAUAAUUUGUAUUGAUUUAGUAUUUAUCAAAGUCAUCGGCUGGCCAACACAUGCAAUGCCGUAUCUAUGGAGGAUUUUUGUACUUAGGUUUGAGCUUGUUAGGUUUGAGCUUUGGAAGGCUGCUAGGAAAAUUGUCUUGAGCUACUCGUAUAUAGGUAGUUACAUGAAAUUGUCUACAUUUAUUGCUUAGAUUAUACUUGUUUGUUAAAUGUUGAACUACACGACAAAUUGACUGGAGGCUGGAGGAUGUAAGUCGUCAUUUCUGUAGAGUAUAUGAGAUAUGAACCAUAUUAAAGCGUUUGAUAUAACGAGCAAUAUGAGCCAGUUGAAGCGUUUCUCAUUACUGCAAGUGUCUAAACAUAAAGCCUUGAGUAACACAAAAUUAGUCGGCUGAGCAGCUAAGUCUUGAAGCUUUUUUUUUUUUUUUUGUGCAAUCAUAGCCUCUUUUUCUCGAUAUGUCGCAUGCGUGAUCGACUCCAUGUUGAUAACUGGUUUAUGUUGUACUAAGAGUGAAUCAUUGCGUGAAUUGCAGGAAGUAUUUUUUCAUCAUGGAAAAGAUUAUGAGAUCAUUUGCACAUGCUGCAGUCUCGGU